AUGUUAUAAUAGAAGUUAGAUAUUGAAAAAGUUUCUGAUAUUAGACAUAUUUUGAAAAUGGUUUAUUCUAAUUUAAAAAUAUACAAAGGAUUAAAAAUGAUUCUUAAAUUGCACCAAAGAAAAUUGAUAUCGAUUUAGACAUAAUUAGAAGGAGUGUUUUAAAAUUCAAGUUUAGAAGUUGAAAGGUAAUUUUCAAAUUAAAUUGAUAUUUACAAAUAUAUUCAUUUAAAAAUAAUGGAUAGGAAAAAGUAGUUGUAGAUGUUAUUUAAAAAACAUCAAAAUGGCGAAUUCACAAAAGAUGUAUAAACAGAUUUCUAUAAUAUAACAAAUUAAAUUAAUAAAGAAAAAAAUGAUAUAAACAACAAUGAUUGGUUAGAGCAUAUCAAAUUUGAUUAUAUACUAUUAUUAUCCAAUAUCCAAAUGAAAUUAGAAAUGAUGGGUUUGGUUUAGUAAAAUAACAUUGUUAUCUAAAAAGAAAUUAUAACAUUAUUAGACGGUAAACUUUAGGAAAUAAAUUAAGUUAAUAAAACUAAAGAAAUAUUAUAAAAAGACUAGGAUCAAGUAUAAUUAAACUAAGAAAAAUAACUGAAAUUGCAAAUGAAAGAUUUAUAUGAUUGUGAAAGUUCAUUUUAAAUGAUAGAAAACUUAAUAAAUACUUCUAAUAAGUUAAAAAGAAUAUUUUAGUCACAUCUUCUUGAUACAACUUCUCAAUAAUCAUAAAUAAAUUAAUAAUUAUUAAAUAAUUUAAAGAAUACCUUUACAGCAAAUUUAAAUCAAACAUUUAUUGAUUUGUUGCAAUAAACUUUAAAAUGUUGUUCAAAAAUUAAUAAAAAUGAAUAAAUUAUUUUGGAUGUAGAAUUUAUAAUAAAGCUUCAAAAUUAAGCUAAUAUAGAAUAUAUACCUGCCAUUACACAAAUAUAUAACUUUAAUACUCUCAUAAUUGAAGAUAAGGUAAUAUAAAAUUCAGAAAUCAAGGUUAAUAAAAUAUAGAAUAUGAUUAUGUAAUUUAAAAAUGAAAUGAAGACUAAUUACAAAGAAGGAUUUUUUGAUAUUUUUUAAAAUUCUUCGUAUAAAGUUAGGGAAUUACUAGUAUUCAACUUAAUAAAGUUAUAAUCAAUAGUUUAAGAAUAAACAAUCUCAGAAUUUUGUGAAAAUUUAUUAAAACAAAUUUGGAUAAUUGAAAAACAUCCAAGUGUAAGAAAUCUACUUAAAAAUGAAGAAAUGAUAAUGAUGCAGAAGAAGUUGUUCUCAAAAGAUUUACAAAAUUUUUCACUUAGAUUAAAAACAGAAAUGCAAGCAAAAUUAAAAUAAAUAUCACAAAUUGAAACCUAACUAUUGCUUAGUGAAAAUUAAGAUGAAAUGAAACUAUUACUCUAACAAGCAUAUGAUAAUUUUGAAAUAUAUUUAGAUAAUAUUACUGAUAUGUCACAAAGAUUAGAUAUUAGUUUGAUAUUUUUAAGAGAAAUUAGUAAAGAUUUGAAAAAUAUUAAGUCUUCUAUAGAUUAGGUGCUAACUAGUGUAAAAAAUGUUUAAGAUGAUGUAAGAAGAUUAAGAGGAAAGAAUUUUUAGGAAUUAUUAUACCUAAGAAAGUAGAAGAUAUUAAUUUAACAGCACGAGAAUUAAUUAGAUUAAGUUCAUAUAUAGAUUACAACUUAGGAAUAUGAUCCUAUCUCUGGAAAUAAGAAAGCUAAUAGCACUGGGUAAUUCAUCACAUUUUUAAUAGCAAAUUAAUAUGAUAAUUUUGAUGGAGAAGUAAAUGAAUUCUUAUGGAGUGAUUAUGAAAAGAAUAAGGAUAUUAUGUUAAUAAAAGGCAAAGCAGGCUCAGGUAAAAGUAGAGCAUCUCGUAAUAUAGAAGAAUUAAUAUGGAAUUGUGAUAAAUUUUCACCUAAUUGGAUUCCAAUUUAUGUAUCACUUCCUUCAUUAAUAGACCCUAAUCAUAAUAUUAUUGAUCAAGCUCUUGAAUCUGAAAAUUACAAUUUUGACAAAAUUUAGGUGAGAGAAUUCAAAGAGGCUAUAAUAAAUGGAAAUCUUAAAAUAGUAUUAAUUUUGGAAAGCUACGAUGAGAUGAAAUUUAAUUUUAUAGGAACAAACCUUUACUAAACUAAUAGACUGGCUUAAGAUCUCAAUAUCAAAGCAUCAGGAUUAAAUGUUAAAAUUAUUAUUACAACAAGAGAUGAAAUAUUAAAUUCAAUUGGAUAUUAAACAUGGUUUUAUGGUUAGAGUAUUGAUACUCUAAAAGAAGUAGAAAUAUUACCAUUUAGUAGGGAAUAAAGUUCAUAGUAUAUUAAAUUAUAUGUUUAAAUAAGCAUUAAGAGAACAAUUAAAAAAUUUUAUGAGUUUCUUAAAUAAUUAAAAAGCUAGAACUUUUAAUUGGAUGAAUUCAGAUUGAUAUGGACUCAAUUAGAAAAUAUAAUUAAUUCUAUUAUUUAAUAAUAAAAAAAUUCUGAAGUGUUAUUUUCAAAUUAGGAUGCAGAAUAACUCAUAUAGAAAAUUUAAACAGUGGAAUUUUUUAGUUUUAUCAAUUCAAAUUAAAUGGUUUUUUUAAAAAAGGAAUUGCUUUAAUUAUGGGGAGAAUAAAUGUUUGCGAAAGUUAUUUAGANGAAUUUUGUGAAAAUUUAUUAAAACAAAUUUGGAUAAUUGAAAAACAUCCAAGUGUAAGAAAUCUACUUAAAAAUGAAGAAAUGA
This is a messenger RNA of Paramecium primaurelia, 2685 nucleotides long. The record is from the annotation of a GenBank genome assembly. Lineage: Eukaryota; Ciliophora; Oligohymenophorea; Peniculida; Parameciidae.